CAGCCUUGUGAAGUCAAAGACAUCAAAGCCUUCCUUUUGACCGCUCAGCGCAAGGAUGCAACCGCUUGUCGGAUAAAGAAAUCGACACGCAAAACCGGCCCAGGUACCACUAUUCCUGUCACCAAGUUCAAGGUCCGAUGUUCGAAAUACCUUUACACCCUCGUACUUACUGACUCCGAGAAGGCCGAGAAAUUGAGGGCGUCUCUACCACCC
Molecule: messenger RNA, 213 nt
Organism: Melampsora larici-populina 98AG31
Lineage: Eukaryota; Fungi; Basidiomycota; Pucciniomycetes; Pucciniales; Melampsoraceae
Exons: 2
Biological process (GO): protein-RNA complex assembly; translation
Cellular component (GO): cytosolic large ribosomal subunit; ribosome
Molecular function (GO): structural constituent of ribosome
Source: RefSeq, a predicted model, not a curated record